Pisolithus orientalis is the source of this 1443-nucleotide messenger RNA. Its product is annotated as Chloroperoxidase. The transcript has 6 exons. Lineage: Eukaryota; Fungi; Basidiomycota; Agaricomycetes; Boletales; Pisolithaceae. The record is from RefSeq and is a predicted model, not a curated record. The coding region runs from base 328 to 1179 and encodes 283 amino acids. Gene Ontology annotation, molecular function: peroxidase activity.
UGCACUUUUAGGUGCACUGGCCAGCAUCUGCAAAACGGUCGAAUUACAGCAUACACUUUGGACAGUUUUUGAAUUGUUCGAGAGCUCGAUGAGACAGGCCAAAAAACUGAGCUCGGCACCGGUAAAUUGGUCGCGAUGCUUCGGGCGCAGGCAUCUUCAAAAUCCGACAACCUGAUCCAUUAUUGCUCGGCACUUUAGUAAAUUCUGAAGAUCGAAGUCUGUCACCCUAACGGAAGUUAAUGAAACCAUUGGUGUACGUUCUCUCCCACAGUCCACGCAACCGCACGACCUACAUUCUUAGUUACUGGAAGACUUCAGAAGUUGACAAUGGGUUCUCCAACGAUCCUAUAUAAAACAUUCUACUACUCAGGAAUACUUAUCUGGGACAUCACUCUUUCGUUGUUCAACCUCGUGUUAUUCAAACGUCCUGUGGGAAAGGUAGUACCAGAAGGAAACCCGGGUUAUGCGGGUAACUGGCCAGAGUACAAACCACCUCAGGAAGGGGAGAGCCGCUGUUCUUGCCCUGCAAUCAACGCCAUGGCCAACCACGGGAUCAUUUCUCGUAGUGGCCGGGGGAUUAAAUUCACUGACCUCACUCGCCAAGUCCGCACGACGUACAACUUCUCGGCCUCUUUCUGUUCAUUCGUGCCCCACUACGCAGCUUUUAUGCUGAACAAGAGCUACAGCAAAGACACGUUCGAUCUCGAGGAACUCGACCUGCAUAAUGGCAUAGAACACGAUGCUUCUCUCACGAGAUUAGAUGCAGCACUUCAGCCGGACCAGUCAAAGGUUCACCGGCCGUUCAUCGAGGACCUGUUCUCGUUUGCAACGGGAAAGGAUCAGGGACAACGGGUACUCACGACCAAAGACUUGUCAAGAUUUUCCGGAAAGCGCCGCGCGGGAGCGAGGGCAACUAACCCAAUGUUCACACUUGAUCUUUCUCACAAGCUUUUCGGCAGUACUAACACAGCCACUCUGCUCACUGCCUUCGGAGGGCGGGUGGACGACUUGCGAGCGUUCCUUCUUGAGGAACGUCUACCACAAGGAUGGGAACCACGUGUCCGUUAUCGAUGUGGCUUGACGAUUUUCACAUUCAAUCAGACGAUCGUCCCCUUGGAAUUGCGCAUUCGGGAAUCUGACUGGGAAGGUGAGGCCAGUGGGGUUGGGGAAGAUAACUGAAAAUUCCACCACACAAUUCGCGCCUUCACAUGCAAUACUAUGGUUCUCAAUAUCUAUGCUUUUCUUGGUCUGCAACCAAGUGUGACACCAGUCCACUUUCCAACUUCCCAUGGUCACUUGGAGUUCAGGGCUGGCCGGGUGCUCGUGGGAGUCUAGUCGGCUGCAUUAGUUCCAUGAACCCGUUCCUAACGAGAGUGACACGAUGUGCAGCACUUUUCCAAAGAUCGCGCUCAACAAUAAAAUCUUUGCUAUUGUAAUGACGGU